Molecule: messenger RNA, 2298 nt
Organism: Colletotrichum karsti
Lineage: Eukaryota; Fungi; Ascomycota; Sordariomycetes; Glomerellales; Glomerellaceae
Exons: 1
Coding region: 1-2298 (765 amino acids)
Biological process (GO): L-tryptophan biosynthetic process
Cellular component (GO): cytosol
Molecular function (GO): anthranilate synthase activity; indole-3-glycerol-phosphate synthase activity; phosphoribosylanthranilate isomerase activity
Source: RefSeq, a predicted model, not a curated record
AUGCCGUCCCUCGACAUCAUCGACCACUCACCCCACCACCCGGACCCGUCACCACCGAUCCCGACGGCCUCCAACCUCAUCCUCAUCGACAACUACGACUCCUUCACCUGGAACGUCUACCAAUAUCUCAUCCUCGAGGGCGCCACCGUCACCGUCUUCAGAAACGACAAGAUCACCCUCCAAGAACUCAUCGAGAAGAAGCCCACCCAGCUCAUCAUCAGCCCCGGUCCAGGUCACCCCGAGACCGACUCCGGCGUUAGUCGCGAUGCCAUCAAGCACUUCGCCGGCAAGAUCCCCAUUUUCGGGGUAUGCAUGGGCCAGCAGUGCAUCUUUGACGUCUACGGCGGAGAGGUUGGGUCCGCGGGGGAAUGGCUUCACGGCAAGACUUCGCCGCUGACCCAUGAUGCGAAGGGCGUGUACGCCGGCCUCAGUCAGGGUCUGCCGGUCACGAGAUACCACUCUCUCGCCGGCACCCGCGUCACCCUCCCGAGCUGUCUCGAGGUCACCUCCUGGGUCGCCGCACCGGAUGGAUCCCCCGGCAUCAUUCAAGGUGUUCGUCACAAGGAGUACACCAUCGAGGGAGUCCAGUUCCACCCCGAGAGCAUCCUCACCGCCCAGGGCCGCACCAUGCUCCGCAACUUCUUGCAUCUCCAGGGCGGUACUUGGGAGGAGAACGCGAAGCUCCAGAAGGGCUCCGCGACGAGCAACGGCGGUUCCAAAGCCGCCGCCGCCCCGGCCAAGAAGAACAACAUCCUGCAGCAAAUCUACGCCCACAGGAAAGAAUCCGUCGCCGCCCAGAAGCUCAUCCCCUCCCAAAGGCCCGCGGACCUGCAGGCCGCCUACGACCUGAACGCCGCGCCGCCCCAGGUCCCCUUCGUCGACCGCCUGCGCCAGACCCCCUUCGACGUCUCCCUCAUGGCCGAGAUCAAGCGCGCCUCCCCCUCCAAGGGCGUCUUCGACAUCAACAUCAACGCGCCCACCCAGGCCCGCAAGUACGCCCUCGCCGGCGCCAGCGUCAUCUCCGUCCUGACCGAGCCCGAGUGGUUCAAGGGCAGCAUCGAGGACCUCCGCGCCGUCCGCCGCGUCCUCGACGGCAUGCCCAACCGCCCCGCCGUCCUGCGCAAGGAGUUCAUCUUCGAGGAAUACCAGAUCCUCGAGGCCCGCCUCGCCGGCGCCGACACCGUCCUCCUCAUCGUCAAGAUGCUCGAGGCCGACGUUCUCGAGAGGCUGUACCGCUACUCCCUCUCCCUCGGCAUGGAGCCGCUGGUCGAGGUCCAGAACGCCGACGAGAUGACGGCCGCGCUGCGCCUCGGCGCCAAGGCCAUCGGCGUCAACAACCGCAACCUCGAGAGCUUCGAGGUCGACAUGGGCACAACGAGCAGGCUGCGCGCCAUGGUCGACGACAAGACCGUCAUCUGCGCCCUCAGCGGCAUCAACAGCCACGCCGACGUCCAGAUGUGCAAGAAGGACGGCAUCGACGCCAUCCUCGUCGGCGAGGCCAUCGUCAGGGCCCCCGACACCACGAGGUUCAUCAGGGAACUGUGCUCCGGCACCGCCGCCGACCCGGAGCCCGCCCCGACGCAACCCCUCUUCGUCAAGAUCUGCGGCACGAGGACGCCCGAGGCCGCCCUCGAGGCCGUCCGGUCCGGCGCCGACUUCGUCGGCAUCUGCCUGGUCCCCGGCGCCAAGCGCUGCAUAUCCGACGAGACGGCCGCGGCCAUUUCGGAAGCCGUCCACUCGUUCAAGCCCACACCACCAGCAGCAGCCGCGGCGACGCCGAGGAUACCCUCAAAGUCGGCCACGGACUACUUCACAGCCUCAGUAUCCAGACUAUCAAACACCCGCCCCUUACUCGCGGGCAUCUUCCAGAACCAGCCUCUAGACGAGGUCCUCGAGAAGCAGAAGCGCUUCGACCUGGACAUCGUCCAGCUCCACGGCAACGAGCCGAUCGAGUGGGCGAGCCUGAUCCCGGUGCCGGUGAUCCGGGCGUUCAAGCCGGACUCGGUCGGCCUGGGCCUGCGCGGCUACCACACGAUCCCGCUGCUGGACUCGGGCGCCGGCUCCGGCAAGCUGCUCGACGUCUCCCGCGUCAGGGACGUCCUGGCCCGGGACCCGGAGCUGCAGGUGUUCCUGGCGGGCGGCCUGAACCCGGACAACGUGGUCGAGGCGGUCGAGGCCGUCGGGGAGUACGGCGGCCGCGUCGUGGGUGUCGACGUGAGCAGCGGGGUGGAGGAGGACGGGAAGCAGAGUCUGGAGAAGAUCAGGACGUUUGUGAAGAACGCGAAGGGUUUCAGGUAG